Molecule: messenger RNA, 929 nt
Organism: Lathyrus oleraceus (garden pea)
Lineage: Eukaryota; Viridiplantae; Streptophyta; Magnoliopsida; Fabales; Fabaceae
Product: zinc finger protein JAGGED
Exons: 1
Coding region: 44-880 (278 amino acids)
Biological process (GO): negative regulation of abscisic acid-activated signaling pathway
Source: RefSeq, a predicted model, not a curated record
AGAAACUAAGGUAAUAACACCAUCCGAUGAAUUUAAAGAUUUAAUGUCUUUGAGGCUUGACAAUAACACCAAACCAACUUCCAAUAUGUUACAGGAUAGUGAACAUUCAAGUUCAUCCAAAAAUGUUAUUACUGAAGUUUUAUCUGAGGAAGUGAACGAAUAUUUCUGUCUUUUUUGUAACAAGAAAUUCUCGACUUAUCAAGCUCUUGGAGGACACCAAAACGCUCAUAAGCGUGAACGUGACUUCAAAAAAAAUGAACAAAGAAAGAGGGAGGAGGAAAUGGAUUCCACCCUAAGUUUUAGAUCUAGUUUUUCACACUCUUAUCCUUAUUCAAAAUCUAUUCACUAUCAAGGGUAUCCUUAUUUAUGUGGCAACUUUCAACAAUCAAUUGAAACUCAUAUGAACAAUACCAUGCCUUCUUUGCUUGGUUCUCCGUCUCUGGGCUAUGGAGGUAUGUAUAUGCCAAAUACACCUUCUCCACCACCUUCUUUGUUUGGUUCUCCGUCUAUAGGCUAUGGAGGGAUGUAUAUGCCAAAUACACCUUCCCCGCCACCUCUAUUUGUGAUGCCAAUAUCAAAGCCACCCAUCACAAUACCACAAUUUGGGAUGACUAAUUUUUUGGAUGGAAAUCAAACUUAUGCGCUGCCAAUUUCUCAAAGGGCAAGCAUUAUGGAGUUGAGACUUUCUGGUCAAACUAAUCAAACCCUUUCAUUUCAUGAGAGUACAGAAGAAAUUUUCAAUGCUCAAUUUCCUUCUCACGAUCUUCCAAUAGAAACACAUAAUUUUAUUGGAGAAGGUCAAUUUCAAGCAGAGACUAAUUUGUCUUCUUCAUCUACCGAAUCAAUAAUGGAAGAACUCAACUUGAAUCUCAAGCUUUAAGAUUUAUCUACCAAAUAAAAGAACAUUAGGCACAUAUUGUGACUUAUGU